Dibothriocephalus latus is the source of this 564-nucleotide messenger RNA. NCBI's taxonomy places the organism in Eukaryota, Metazoa, Platyhelminthes, Cestoda, Diphyllobothriidea, Diphyllobothriidae. The record is from the annotation of a GenBank genome assembly.
CUGCUGGCGGCGACUCUGUGCAUUAAACGUCUAUCUGGCAGCGACAGUGCUGGCGCUCUUCUGACCGGACUGGACAGCUAUGCUUACCAGGAGCCACCCAAACUGACCGAUCUCCUUGCCGUCUACGCCAUCCAGAAUUGGACGAAUCCUGAGACACAGGCCUGUUGUGCAGCCAUUGUACUCACUCUUACUUCUGCCAAUCCUUGGACUGUGGAAGCAGUUCCCGACAUCGCCUCGAUUUGUGGAUCGGCAGACACGGAACUGGUCAGUCACGCGCGUUCCUUUUGUGACGCACUCAGCUCAAGCUCCGGAUUGCUUGGUUGGACUUCUACUUGCAUGGAGAUACACUUCCAAUCGGCCAUAAAGCGCUCAUCACAGUUAAAAGAGGCCUUUGAGGGCGAGUAUCCACGCUUGCUAAAACUCUUCCUCGACUUCUGGCACAAAGUUGCCACGGCUCCGCAGGGCAAUAGCGAGGGCCUUGAACUGCCUAGCUACCUACUGCGUCUCUUACAGCCCUAUGAGACCGCCUACUUGACGCGCAGUUUGUCCCGCCUGUUUGAGCGG